GACCUUUCGAAAUGUCAGCACGAGGGCACAGAAGGAACUUAUUUCACGUCUAAAGUCGUGUUCUGGAGGGCAAAGUCCAUCACACACAGCCUGGAAAUAUCUGUAAUGAGCCACAUGCUCCAAUCCGGUAAAUCAACAACCUUCAAGCGGAAACGAACUGCUCAUGCCUGUGAAGAAUGUCGGUCACGCAAAUCCCGUUGUGAUGGGAGCCAGCCUGUCUGCAGCAAGUGCAGUGAGAUGGGAUUUCCUUGUCGUGAUAGCCAACCAAAGAAAGCAUCCAGGCCCUUCAUACCAUCCGUGCAACCCCCCUCGGAUAGUCCUACUUUGUGGCUCGCGGGACGCCUCGACAACAUGGAACACUUAUUGGAAAGGCUACUCUCAAGGAAUGAUCUGAGAAGUCCGCCAUGCCUCCCCCACUCACCCCCGGACUCUCUCCCUGCGCUCGAUACACAGGCGAGUGACCAUGUCGACGGGAUGGGCUGUAUGCCUUUUGCAGACGACGAGGACGCUGGCCAUUUUGGCCCAACAUCGAAUGCUACUUUUCUUCACCAUAUAGUCACGGCUCUCAAAGACCUACAAUGGAUCAAUUCUUUACGACCAACGUUUGGAAAUCUUGCACCAGCGUUACGGUCCGCAUGGCCCCCCCCCGAGCAUGGCCCCGAGCAGUACAAGAAACAAGCGAUCAGCUUUCACGUCUCAUAUGACCACCAGCUCAUCGAAAUUACCUUCAAAUGACCAAAUAGUGGCACUUCUUCAGCGAUACUUUCAACAUACCGGUGACAUGUUUCCGUAUUUACACAAACCAACAAUUUUGGCCUAUCUCGGCACUGAUCAGCAU
Messenger RNA from Aspergillus aculeatinus CBS 121060, 838 nucleotides. RefSeq names its product Zn(II)2Cys6 transcription factor domain-containing protein. Lineage: Eukaryota; Fungi; Ascomycota; Eurotiomycetes; Eurotiales; Aspergillaceae. Gene Ontology annotation, biological process: positive regulation of transcription from RNA polymerase II promoter by galactose. Gene Ontology annotation, molecular function: DNA-binding transcription factor activity, RNA polymerase II-specific; zinc ion binding; RNA polymerase II cis-regulatory region sequence-specific DNA binding. The transcript is spliced from 2 exons. Gene Ontology annotation, cellular component: nucleus. Bases 106 to 735 code for a protein of 209 amino acids. The record is from RefSeq and is a predicted model, not a curated record.